AUGGAGCUUUCUUCUGCUCUUCCUCUCAAUGAUUACAGGUUGUGAAACCAAACGUGAGGACUCUGGGGAGCACUGGUGUAAAACUGUCAAAGGACGCCGUGGCACUGAUGUACUAAAACUGGUACAUGAUGACAACUGCAAGAAGCCAUUUAACCACACUGCUUACAGAUCGGCUAAAACCACCAUCACAUGUGAUUUCACAGGAAUGAAAGACAAACGUUUUUUCUGCAAAGAGAAGAAUCCUUCAAUCAGUGAGGUUGUUUUAUCAACAAGAUCGCCUCUGUGGUCAAACGGGACAUUCACUCUCACAGAAACCAACAGUGGCUUCAACAUAUCCAUCACUAAUGUGUCCUCACAGCAUGCUGGUGUCUACUGGUGUGGAGUGGAAUCAAAUAAACGAAGUUAUCAAGCGGCACUCAGAAAAAUACAACUGAAGGUUGAAAAUAUUCGUAACUUCACCAGGCCUGCUACUAUUGGACAGAAUUUUUCAUACUAUUGUCUAUAUCAAAAAACUGUUGAGAAUAAAUUCAUCUGUAAGGGAGAAGAUCCAUCUAUAUGUGAACCUUUGAGCAUGUCUGACCACAACAAGAACCCUGGGAAGUUUUCCAUGAAGGAUGACAAAAAUAAGGGAAACAUCACCAUUACAGUGAUAAACAUAACCAAAGAAGACACUGGGACAUACUGGUGUGGGGCAGUAAGCACUGAUCCAAGACGCAGCAACCCAUUCUUCCACAGAUUUGUGAUGACUGUAGUUCCACCAUCACCGACAUCUCCUGUUUCUUCAACCCAGUCGACUACUGUAUCUGCUGGGAGUCAAGUUGAUCUUGCAGAUAGUCCUCAGGUCAUCAUUACUGUGGUCGUCUGCGUGUCUGUGCUGCUGCUGCUGCUGUUUGUGCUCAUUUUGAUCCUUAUCUACAAACGACAUUUCAAAAACAAGAGAAAUGCAGCACAGCACAUCAAAGAGGAUUAUGUCUACGAGGAGAUACAGGAGCACCCUCAGAAGCCCGACUCAGGACAUGCAAUGAAUUCGAUUUAUGUCACUGCCAACUUUCCCACAAACCCCUCUGCCUCGCUGCAUUACUCUACCGUUAGCUUUAAAAACUGCUCUGGAGAAGCUGGUGGUGAGGGAUUGAUCACCAGACCCUGCUUUUCUGCCUGUGAAUAUUCUACUGUGAAGGACAGCCAAAGUCCAACCAACUCUACUGUCAACCAGCCAUCUUCAGAGGAUCCUCUCUACGCAACAGUCUGCAAGCCACAGAAGCAAUGAGGAAUUUAUUUACAAAAUGUAUGGCCAAGAUGUCAACUCAUUCAUUUUUUAUAUGUUGUUCUUUACAGUGACAUCCAGCACAGACUUUAGGAAGUACAACAAGACAUUUAGAUAUUGUAAAAAGUGGUUCCCAACUGGUGGGUCGCAGUCCAAAAGUGGGUCGCGGGCCCAUUCUGAAUUGACGGAAGUGACUUACAAACGUGUCAAGUUUAGAAAAACAAAAACUUUAUUUUUUAGUACAACACAUUUCCAGCACAGGGCUUUUAUUUUGAAGUGCCAUUUUCUGCCAUAGAGUGAGUGACUAACAGACAGCUACUUGACAGAGACAGCAAACUAGCUCAAUAACAAGCCCACAUGCAAGUAUGAUGCUGAAUAUAUUAAACUGCAGGAUCUCGCACUAAUGACAAAGGAGAAAUCUGGACCCCAUGGCUGGAGCAGUUGGGAAGCACUGUUAAAAAAUCAUCGCCAAGGUAUUGUGGCAGGUCUUUGGCAUUGAUUGGUAAUGACUAGAUAAGUCCUUUGUGUUUGUUGCUUCUGAAAUUCAGCUUGUUUAAAUCUUGUUAGAAAAAUAAAAAUAAAAAACAUUUCAGCAGUUUAAAUCAAUGUUAGAGCUACUAGAGUACUGAUAGGACAUGAUCAAUUAUUUUUUAUUCAUAUUGUAUACUUUAUUCAUAUCAAUUAUUCAUUCAUAUUAUUUUUAUUUUUUUUUUUUCAUUAUUGUAAAUGUAUCACAGAUGCUGUAUAUGGUAUUGUAUAUAUCAGACAAUAAGUGACAAGAAAUUGCAGAACUGAAAUGCUUCAGAUGUUUAAUGUUUCAACUGAUGCAGUUACAGUUUGUCCAUGGUUGUCAGGCUGGCAACGUUGGUCUGUCAUUGGUCAGCUCAUCAAUUUAGUUUAGAGUGAAAUAUUGACAAUCAAUAUUACAAAAACAAUUGGAUGGAUUGUCAUGACAUUUCGUACAGACAUUCAUGUUCCUUAGACGAUGAAUCCUAAGGACUUUUGCGGUCUCCUGACUCUUCCUCUAGCGCCACCAUGAGUGUCACAUCUGUGUUUUUCAGUAAAACGUCUUUACAAAUAUUGAAUGGAUUUCCAUGUAAAUUAUUUCAGACAUUUCUGCCAGUCUCAGGAUAAUUUGUAAUAACUUUGGUGAUCAACUGACUUUUCAUCCAGUGUCAUCAUCAGGAUUUAUCUGUCCAAUCAUUUGUGACCAAAUAUCUGCACCGCUAGUUUAGUUUAUAACAUAUAUUUGUCAGGGACUGUAUACAACAACUUUAAUUUAACAUAAGGAGAUAAGAUGCGAUGUACUACGUUUAGCUACUAGUUUUAAGUGAACAUAAAACUAAAUUUCUUAAAGUCCAACAUGUUUUGUUUCCUAAGUAUGUCACAGUGAUACUGUUGAAUUUUUCACUGAUGACAUUCCCAUCAGUGUUGUAGAUAAAACGCAAAUGUUUG
Epinephelus moara (kelp grouper) is the source of this 2719-nucleotide messenger RNA. Its product is annotated as polymeric immunoglobulin receptor-like. Bases 29 to 1267 code for a protein of 412 amino acids. Gene Ontology annotation, molecular function: transmembrane signaling receptor activity. Lineage: Eukaryota; Metazoa; Chordata; Actinopteri; Perciformes; Serranidae. Gene Ontology annotation, cellular component: plasma membrane. The record is from RefSeq and is a predicted model, not a curated record. The transcript is spliced from 8 exons.